CGUUAAUUGAUCAAGAUAGGUAGUUGUCAAAAAUGGAGGUAAUCAGGAGCCCGAGGUAUAUAUAUUUGAGUGCUGCAGCAAUCGCUCCUCGAAUAGAAGACCAUUCAGCUUAUACCAGAGCCAUAUACCAAUCCCAAAUCAAAACACGGCCACCCACAAUGUGUGAAGAACACCUCGUCCAGGAAACACUCGGCCAAAUUUGCUGGCUCGAGGUUCCAGUGCGUGAUGUUCCUCGGGCCAAAGCCUUGUACAUGGACCUCUUCGGCUGGGAGUUUGUACCUGAGCCUCAAAAGGCCGUCGCCGACUGCGUCAAGAGUAUGCACUUCUUUAGCAAGGGCAAGACCCUCCACGGGGCAUUUCUGGAACAUGAUGACGAAUAUCAUGUCAUCAACAACAAUCCCGACAAACCAGGUGCUCUGCCCGUUUUGCCAACCCUAUGCGUACUGGAUUGCGAAGAGACCCUGGCAAAGGCCAAUGCGAUUGGAGUUAAGAUGAAAGAAGUAACUUAA
Molecule: messenger RNA, 509 nt
Organism: Fusarium verticillioides 7600
Lineage: Eukaryota; Fungi; Ascomycota; Sordariomycetes; Hypocreales; Nectriaceae
Exons: 2
Coding region: 33-509 (158 amino acids)
Source: RefSeq, a predicted model, not a curated record